UUUCGGAUUCAGCGUUGCGGAUAACCCCCAGUAUGGAUGGAAACGUCCAAGAGGUUACCCUUGCACUGCAAGGAACUCUUCAGCAAGAUCCCAAUAUAAGGAAACAAGCUGAAAAUCGUAUCUGGGAGUAUGGAAAGGUCUCAGGCUUCGCAUCGCUUCUUCUUCGAAUCGCAUGCAGUGAAGAAGCCGCAGCUGAGAUUCGAAUGGCGGCAGCGAUUGCCUUGAAAAACUUUAUUAGGAAAAACUGGAGUGAGGCUCCAGAAGUUGACCUCAGUCCUGAAGAAGAGGAAGAGAUCCGGCAGUCAGUGCUCCAAGGGAUGUUUCUUAUUAGAGGCAACUUACAGAGUCAGCUUUCACAUGCAGUACAUUUGAUGGCAAAGAGGGACUUCCCGGAGCGCUGGCCGUCGUUAGUACCAGCACUUGCUGAACAAUUGAAAGUGGACGAUCUUGGUCGGCUAGUGGCGUCUUUGUUGGCGAUGGAUCAGCUAUUCAAGAAAUUUCGUUAUGAGAGCAAAUCCACUGCUCUGUGGACUGAGCUGAAGUCUUGUCUGCUUACGGUGCAAGAGCCUCUUACCCGGGUAUACGCGAAAAUGCUCGAGUUUAUCCCGCAGCGAAGCACAAUGUCAGCUGAAUCCGUUGUACAAUGGUUAGAGAUUCUGUGUCUCGUUAGCAAAGUGUUCCAUUCACUGUGCUUCCAAGAUUUGCCUGAGUACUUCGAGGAUAACAUAAAACCAUGGAUGGAUGGAUACUUGGAAAUAAUGAAGAUGGAUUGUCCCAGCGUCUCUUCUAGUGGUGGCGAACCUACUUAUCUUGAUGAACUAAAGAUGGAAGUUUGCGAAAUAUUCACACUGUAUGCGCAGCGAUUUGAAGAGGAGAUCAGUCCCUUCAUGCAGAAUAUCAUCCAAGCUGUAUGGCAACUUGUUGUACAAACAAAUAGUGAAACGAGAUAUGAUGGCAUGGUAUGUUCGGCCCUGGAAUUUCUUUCAAUCAUUUCGCAAAAACCACACUACGAAAGCUAUUUUGUUGGGGAAGGUGUAUUGCAAACUAUAGCACAAGAUGUAUGCGUGAAAAAUAUGCAGUUGCGACAAGAAGAUUUGGAGCAGUUUGAAGACGAACCUAUUGAGUUCAUGAAGAAGGACAUAGAAGGGACGGAUUCAUGUACGCGAAGACGGGGUGCGAUCGAACUCGUGCGAGCUCUUUGUCGUAAAUAUGAGCAACAGUUAGUGCCUAUCCUUGCGCAGAUCGUGCAAACAUUAUGCGCUGACGGAGAAUGGAUGAAGCUUGAUGUUGUAUAUUGUCUUGUCACUGCUAUAGCAUCAAAAACCGAAACAGCCAAAAGUGGUGCUACGAGUACGAGUCAGUUGAUAAACGUGGCUGACUACUACGCUGGGCAAGUGCGAGGGCAUCUCUCUUCAAAUAUUGACGAAACUCCCAUCUUGAAGACGGAUGCAGUGAAAUUUGUUGUCACAUUCCGGAACCAGUUACCGGCUGAAGUGCUUGUCGAAGUGGUUCAAGCGGCUGAUCGUCUUCUAACAGCUCGUUUACCCAUCCUCCACAAAUAUGCUGCUUACGCUAUUGAUAAGUUGCUGCUUGUCAAGGAACCAAAUGGAAGCGGUCCGCUAUUAACAGCUAGAGUGGUACCUGUCGGCUCAUUGUUGAACAAUUUGGUUUCCGGUUUUGAUAAAGAUCCCAAAGCACAAAACUCUCCCUAUUUGAUCAAGGCUAUACUACGAUGUGUGGCAAUACUCGAUGAAGAAACUGCGCGUCAUGGUCAUCAGAUUGCAUCCAAACUCUCGGCAUUAGUAGCUGCAGCCACAAAGAAUCCGGCAGAUGCAGUUCAUACUCAUUUCUUAUUUGAGACAAUGUGUGUUCUUAUAAAGAAGACAGAAACCCUUCCUAAUGGAAGCUUGGAUGGCGAGCUCAUGCCUCUCAUCGAAACGAUUCUCAGUCAAGACAUUGCUGAUCUCAUACCGUAUGCGCUUCAAAUCACAGGUGUGCUGUUAUUGUCAUCAUUCACCCGAUCUAGCACCGUUGAUCCGAAGUAUGUUGCGUUCCUGCCUUAUCUCCUAUCUGCGGAGUUAUGGGCGCGAUCUGCCAAUGUACCCGCCGCUUUGUCCGUGUUGGAGACUUUCCUGAAACGUUGCCCUGAGGCUGUAGUCAAAGCGCAUGGUGCACUAAUAAUGCAACAUUAUUCUCGACUAGUUGGAUCCAAGUCUCUUGAUCAGUACGGUUUUCAAAUGGCAAAUGCUAUUCUCCCUGUCGUCGAGAUGAUAGAAGGCGUAGAAAAUCCAAUGACUGUGCUGCUCAAUAAUAUGUUCCGAAGGGUUCAGUUCAGCAAGACACCCAAGUUUAUGAAGCACUUCGUUGUGUUCCUAUGUCGAUUUGCAAUCAUUCGAGGAGCAGAGUUACUUGCCAAGUCUGUUGAAGCAAUCCAAGCUGGAAUGUUCCGGAUGUUAUUGGAGAAAGUAAUCGUUGCGGAAUUGAACGCCUUGCAAAACCUCACCACGAUGGACGACAAGCGGACUAUAGCCAUUGGGAUUGCUAAUAUAUUGGCGGAUGCUACCAACUACGUCGGUGAUCAAUACGGAAAUUUGGCCGUUGGUGUUGCACAACUUGUUGAAGCUCCAUCGGCAAGCGAUCGCCCUGUGCUUUCUCCAGAAGAGGAGCAAGCAUCUAUGUACAAUGCUGAAGGAGAGUUUACGAACCCAUACUGUCGGCUAAGCUACGCUCCAAAGCCUGACCCUCUUGUGCCGGAGAUCACGAACUUUAAAAAUUAUCUCGCACGAGCUGUUCUACAACGUGGACCUGCAGCAAACUCUGCCGUUGAAGCCUGUAUACCGGCAGAGCUGCGAACACAUCUCAUGGCUUAUGCCUGAAGCUAGGUCAGGUUGAACAAAAUGUUGCACUGAUGCCUCUACUGUGUUAUGCGAGUUUUUUUUUUUGAGAGAGAGAGAGAUCCUCUCUUUUUUACUUUUCUCGUUUUUGUUGUUGUUCAAGUUCAUGCGCCCGGCCUUUGUGAAUGCGAGGUAGUUUCCUUCCCGGCGUAGUAUAUUUUUCUCCAUAGUGGAUCAUAUUGUGUUAAGCUUUUUGAUGCUACUCAAAGCGGGGUAUGCUUAUUCACAUAAGAUUCUUUUUACGAUCUUUUUAUCAUUCUCAAUCGAGAUUUUUUUUUGCAUCGUUGUUACUUGCCCUCAAGCUUUUGUCACAUUCUCAUAUUUUAAUAUGUACGUCUCUGUAUAAUAAAAUCACAGUAGCGC
Molecule: messenger RNA, 3257 nt
Organism: Cylicocyclus nassatus
Lineage: Eukaryota; Metazoa; Nematoda; Chromadorea; Rhabditida; Strongylidae
Source: the annotation of a GenBank genome assembly